GGGCUGACUGCUGUGGUAUUUGGAUACGUUUGUGUGUUUGACCUGCUGAUCAUGAAAGUGGAGUCUUCAUGCGUGUCAUAUUAUGAUAUAGAUGAAGCUACAGAUCGUGUGUCUGACAUUGUUGCUGCUAUGCAGCCACAUUUCAGCUCACAGCCGGGGUCUUACUAUAGCGAUGCAUUAUUCUUUUUGUCCCUUGGUUUGCACAGAAUAGCUGAACGACAAGAGCGUGCUAUUAUGUUUGAUAUUGAUACCAAAUUUCUAGCUGAUGUAGCAGACUUAUUCCGGGAAUUUGACAGUUUUGGCAGAAAAACUGUAUUGGGGAUGGCACCAGAAUUGACACCAGUGUAUCAUCAUGUGCUGCACUCAUACAGACGAAAGCAUAAAGGAACGUUAUUUGGUGAUCCUCCUUCCCGCGGCGGAUUUCCUGGUGUGAACAGUGGUGUAGUACUUCUCCAUCUGAAACAAAUGCGUAACUCGGAGGAGUACCAUAGGCUACUCCAGCCACAGUCUGUCACACAGCUUGCUUCAAAAUACAAUUUCAAGGGGCACUUGGGAGACCAGGACUUCAUUACUCUCCUUGCCUGGGAAAGACCAGAGUUCGUGAAAAUAUUACCUUGCAACUGGAACAGGCAGCUGUGCACCUGGUGGAGAGAUCAUGGAUAUCGUGAUGUCUUUGACCAGUUUUUUGAGUGUUCAGGUCCCAUAUACCUCUACCACGGAAACUGCAACACACCAAUCCCUGCCUAGUCAGAUGAUUCAAAUGAUGAUUUCAUGAGUUACCUCGAAUAUUAUUAUCAUUGCCCUAGUCUUAUUAUUUGUAGAUAUUAGUUUUGUCUGAACACAUCACUAUUAUGUAACUAUGAUACCAGGAUUAUUCACAACAAAUCAAAGUAUAUCAUGCUUUAACAGCAUUUGUGAUAGAAAGCAAGUCAGUCUCUCUCUCUCUCUCUCUCUCUCUCUCUCUCUCUCUCUCUCUCUCUCUCUCUCUCUCUCUCUCUCUCUCUCUCUCUCUCUCUGAUAAAUUCCUCCUGAUGGCGUAUUUUCAGAUGGAGAGGAGAGGGGAGGGGGCGGGACCUCUCCUAGAAUCAACAGUAGACAAUAGGACUUAAUUUGAGAGUAAUGAGGAAAGCCAUUUUGUCUACAAUGCUUGAAGUUCAUCAGUUCAUAUCUAGUUAAUUUAAAUGAAGUAGUGUUUUCUGAAGUUACUGGUGUGAUGCUUGAAUGCAAGCUGAUUGUGCAACUGAUUAGCAGAAUUAAGUUUGUAAGUUUAUGGGGCUGCUGUAGUAACAAGUCAGCUGUGUAUCAGGCACUCAAAUAUAGAAGUUGAUUGUGUUUAUUGUCCCCGAAAUGUCAAAAUAUGUGAUAUUAGAAAUUAACAAGCAUAUCUCAGUCAUGUAAAUACUUCAUUUUAUAAGAUGCACUUCAUUAAAUAGUAUUGAUUCAGUAGUAAAACAUAUUAACAGGAGUAAGAUUCUCAUUUUUGUUCAUUCCUGUGAUACAUUAAGUAUCGUUUCAUAUGGACUUGCAGAUUUUUUUAUUUACAAAAAAAAAACUGAAAGUAGUCAUACUGUGUAAGUUCACUAUGUGAAAGUAGUCUCUUGAAAGCAGUUACUUAUGUUUGUAGUUUUCAUCAUUUAUACCUCAGAUGCUAGUCUCAUAAGUUUUAAAAUAAAGUCUUCCAGUGUACUGUACAUGCUGUGCAAACAGUUGAAAUAUAAUUUUUCUGGUUUACAUUGUAAGAAAACGGUGAAUUUUUAUGUAAUAGUAUUUGAACAGAAGUAAUAUAAAUUUGAUAUCAACUGGAGUAACAUUGGUGCAAAAUUUUGAGGCUAUUAUGUACCUGCUGUGAUUCAAAUAAACUUGCAUAUACAUUCAAAUAAACUUACUUAUGAGAAGGC
Molecule: messenger RNA, 1898 nt
Organism: Schistocerca gregaria
Lineage: Eukaryota; Metazoa; Arthropoda; Insecta; Orthoptera; Acrididae
Product: xyloside xylosyltransferase 1
Exons: 4
Coding region: 52-747 (231 amino acids)
Molecular function (GO): UDP-xylosyltransferase activity
Source: RefSeq, a predicted model, not a curated record